Molecule: messenger RNA, 297 nt
Organism: Condylostylus longicornis
Lineage: Eukaryota; Metazoa; Arthropoda; Insecta; Diptera; Dolichopodidae
Exons: 2
Source: RefSeq, a predicted model, not a curated record
AUGUCUUGCAAUUAUUCAGAUUACACCGUAGAUCAAUAUUUUUCACAAAGGCUAUCUUUAUGCGUACUCGAUACAAUUCGUGUUUUCCAAAGUGAUCCAUAUUUCAAAGAUGGUGUGAAUCUUUGCUUUAUUAUUGAAUCAAUAAGAAAUCGUUCGUUUAUUGAUGGAGACAUAGAAUCUCAAGUUUUGGCAGCUAUACAACAUUUAGAAUCAAUAGGAUUUAUUAUGCAAGGACCAAAGGGUUUUCGAACAUUAGGACCAUUUGCAAAAUUAAGUUUAGCAAAAACACAAAAACAA